UAUCCAAAUGACGAUGUCUGUUAAGUAAGUUAAUGAAAAGGGCUUAACCAAAAUUGACUAUAAUCGGAAUUGGUUGUAGGAUGGUUGCUAUAUUCCUCUUAAACUUGGUGAACAAUGAAAAUGUGAUCAAUAUAUUCACAUCCUGUAAAUAAGCUGGAAUCGCGAGUCACGUGUUCAAGGAUUUUGGGUAAUCCACAAAGUACAAUGGAAGCGAAUAGUUCACACACGAUCGGAAGAAAACAUAUGUGCCUCAAGUGGGUGUAUGAACAUGCAUUAGUCAUUAGAACACAAGUGAUUAUCAUGACUGAUUUGACUGAUUUAUUACGUGACUUUCUUAACCCAUUUUCCAUUGACCUCAUUGCCAUAUAAAUACACGUGUAUUUAAAUGACAAUUCGAUUGGCAACUCCCACUAACAUUAUCGUGUAGUGGAAGAUAAACAUUCAGAGUGAGGAGAGUAAGUUGUGAAUUUUCUGUGACUUACGUGGUGCUAUUACUACUCUACUUCAUUUACGCUGACUAGUACACUUGAACUCAACAACAAAGAUUUACUGACUACUAACAGGUCGAAAAUUCUCUUUCUUUCAGAAUGGCAAUGAGACUCAUCGUCUUACUACUACUGAGUGUGUUCGUCUUCGAACACCGAAUGGUCGAAACCUUAUCAGUCUCCUCACCUAGUGAAGGACCGACCGUCACUGUCACUGAGCAAGUGCAACUGGAUAAUGUGACAAAGGAUUCUGAGAGUGGAUAUGGAAGUGAAGAUAUAGAUACGACACUUAGUCCGACUGAAAAUAAUCACACUGAUGCAAGUGUGUUACAGGUUGUUGGCGGUGAUAAUGCCACACAAUCACAAUUGCUUCAUGGCUAUUACCGCCACCAUUACGGCCACCAUGGAUGCCAUGGACACCACAAACAUCACCAUCAUCAUCAUCAUCAUCGUCAUCAUGGACAUCACCACCACGGUCAUCAUCACCACCAUCAUCAUCACGG
Molecule: messenger RNA, 988 nt
Organism: Schistosoma rodhaini
Lineage: Eukaryota; Metazoa; Platyhelminthes; Trematoda; Strigeidida; Schistosomatidae
Source: the annotation of a GenBank genome assembly